Molecule: messenger RNA, 1044 nt
Organism: Budorcas taxicolor (takin)
Lineage: Eukaryota; Metazoa; Chordata; Mammalia; Artiodactyla; Bovidae
Gene: RHEB
Product: Ras homolog, mTORC1 binding
Exons: 8
Coding region: 100-654 (184 amino acids)
Biological process (GO): small GTPase-mediated signal transduction
Cellular component (GO): plasma membrane
Molecular function (GO): GDP binding; GTPase activity; GTP binding
Source: RefSeq, a predicted model, not a curated record
GAUGCCGCUGUGCCCCGGCGCGGCCGCCGCCGAUCGCAGCGCAGGAGCCGCCGCCGCCGCGGUUGAUGUGGUUGACCCGGGGCUGAGGAGGCCGCCAAGAUGCCGCAGUCCAAGUCCCGGAAGAUCGCGAUCCUGGGCUACCGGUCUGUGGGGAAAUCCUCGUUGACGAUUCAGUUUGUUGAAGGCCAAUUUGUUGACUCCUACGAUCCAACCAUAGAAAAUACUUUCACAAAAUUGAUCACAGUAAAUGGACAGGAGUAUCAUCUUCAACUUGUGGACACAGCUGGGCAGGAUGAAUAUUCCAUCUUUCCUCAGACAUACUCCAUAGAUAUUAAUGGUUAUAUUCUUGUGUAUUCUGUUACAUCAAUCAAAAGUUUUGAAGUGAUCAAAGUUAUCCAUGGCAAAUUAUUGGAUAUGGUGGGGAAAGUACAAAUACCUAUUAUGUUGGUUGGGAAUAAGAAAGACCUACAUAUGGAAAGGGUGAUCAGUUAUGAAGAAGGGAAAGCGUUAGCAGAGUCUUGGAACGCAGCGUUUUUGGAAUCAUCUGCAAAAGAAAAUCAGACUGCUGUUGAUGUUUUUAGAAGGAUAAUUUUGGAGGCAGAAAAAAUCGAUGGGGCCGCUUCACAAGGAAAGUCUUCCUGCUCGGUGAUGUGAUUCUCCUGCAGAACCGGGGACGCUGGGGCCCAGUCCAGCCUGAGGAAGCCAACUGACCGUCAUCAUUUACGAUAAACUGCUUCGUUUCUCUUCUGUUAACCUGAAAGAUUUCAUUUGGGUCAGAGAUUCUCCCCCACCCCCUCCUUUCAGAUUAUGUUCAACUCUGACUCUGUCCAAAUGAGUUCACUUCCAUUUUCAAAUUUUGAGCAAUCAUAUUUUCAAUUUAUAUAUUGUAUUUCUUAAUAUUAUGACCAAGAAUUUUAUCGCAUUAAUUUUUCAGUGUAGUUUGUUGUUUAAAAUAAUGUAAUCAUUCAAAUGAUACAUAUUGUUACACUACUAUUAACUAGGCUUCAAUAUAUCAGUGUUUAUUUCAUUGUGUUAAAUGUAUAC